This is a messenger RNA of Musa acuminata AAA Group (dessert banana), 1620 nucleotides long. Its product is annotated as 3-phosphoinositide-dependent protein kinase 2-like. Gene Ontology annotation, biological process: peptidyl-serine phosphorylation; intracellular signal transduction. Bases 507 to 1553 code for a protein of 348 amino acids. Gene Ontology annotation, molecular function: protein serine/threonine kinase activity; ATP binding. The transcript has 10 exons. NCBI's taxonomy places the organism in Eukaryota, Viridiplantae, Streptophyta, Magnoliopsida, Zingiberales, Musaceae. The record is from RefSeq and is a predicted model, not a curated record.
CCUCUAUCACAUCAAUUCUUGAACUUAUAUGGUCUCUUUUUUCUUGCAUCUGUUGUCAAUAAUUAUAGUGUACAAGGUGUUAAUUGCCUUUUAUGGUGCCUUUUUCACUUCAUAUUCUUGAACUGAAUUGUUCUCUUUUUUCUCGCAUUUGUUGGAAACAAGCCUCUAGUAAUAGUUGUUGUUGUUGUUGAAGUUGUUGCUGCUGUUGCUUAUUGCAUGUCACUGCCUUCCUAGACAUGCAUCCUACUAUCCAUGAAGACUUAUAUACGCAGACAUUGUUGGACUCUGAGGAAGUAUAGAAAAAGUAGUUUAAUACUUGUGGCAAUUUUACUGGUAUUUUUAUUGAAUUAUUUUUAUAAAAAUAUUGUUUUUUCUAUGCAUGCAUGCCUUUAGUUUCUUUAGUGCAUCAUAGUUCAUAAAGAUAGUUGUUUUGAUCUCUAAUUCUCACAUAUCAGGUAGUCAGAGCAAAGAAGAAGGAUACAGGAAAUGUAUAUGCUUUGAAAAUUAUGGACAAGAAGUUCAUUGCAAAAGAAAAUAAAGUAUCCUUUGUAAAGAUGGAGCGUAUAGUACUUGAUCAAUUAGAUCAUCCUUGUAUAAUCAGGCUGUGUUUUACAUUCCAAGAUACACACUCUCUUUACAUGGCACUUGAGUGUUGUGAAGGUGGGGAGCUAUUUGACCAAAUAACCAGGAAAGGAUAUCUAAGUGAGGAUGAGGCUCGCUUCUAUGCUGCUGAAGUUGUUGAUGCUUUAGAAUAUAUUCAUGGUGUAGGAUUAAUUCAUCGGGACAUCAACCCAGAGAACUUACUACUCACCGCUGAUGGACACAUUAAAAUUGCUGAUUUUGGCAGUGUGAAGCCAACUAGGGAUAGCCAAAUGACAGUUCUUCCAAGUUCAUUAAAUGAAAAGGCAUGUACUUUUGUUGGAACAGCUGCAUAUGUCCCGAACGACCUUUGGGCUCUUGGAUGCACCCUAUAUCAAAUGCUUUCUGGUUCAUCUCCCUUUAAAGAUGCCAGUGAAUGGCUAAUUUUCCAAAGAAUCAUAACAAGAGACCUCAAGUUUCCUGAGUUCUUUUCACAUGAAGCAAGAGAUCUUAUUGAUAAGUUAUUGGUAAGCAACUAUAGACUUCUGUCUGACUCCCACUUCCCUGUCGUUCACUUCAUCUUCGGAAAUGCUGGUGCCACAUCAUCUUCGGAAACACAAUCUCAUAUCUCUAGGCUGGCUUCGAUCGACUCAUUCGACUCGAGAUGGCAAGAGUUUCUUGAGCCCGGAGAGGUGAUUGUUAUGAUCUCAAAGCUGAAGAAGCUUCAGAAGCUGACUAACAGGAAAGUACAACUCAUUCUUACUGACAAGCCCAAAUUGCUUUGCAUGGAUCCCUCCAAAAUGACAGCCGAAGCAAACAUAAUCUGGUCCCACAGUCCCAGUGAGCUUAGCGUCCAAGUAGCGAACUCUUCACAUUUCGAGAUAUGCACGCACAAAAAAGUGAUAUCUUUCGAGGAUGCAAAACAGCGGGCAUGGCAGUGGAAGAAGGCAAUCGAAGGGCUUCAACAUCGUUGAAUCUGCUGCUGUAUCACAGCCUUCCGAAAGCAUGAUACUACUUCCAAAUUACAAGAUUAUUCCCAAA